AUGCCUCCUCCGCCCCACGCAAAGCCCGAGAAUGUUCUCAAGAGGGCUCACGAACUCAUGGGCGUUGGCCAGUCACCAGCGGCCCUCGUUCUCCUUCACGAGCAUAUCACUUCCAAGAGAAGCAGAAAUGUUCCCAUCACCUCGUUGGAGCCUGUUAUGGUCCUCUUGGUUGAACAGUCCGUCGAGCAGAAGAAGGGAAAGCUAGCCAAAGACGCGCUUUAUCAAUACAAGAAUAUCAGUCAGAACACUAAUGUUGGCACGAUUGAAUUGGUUCUCAAGAAAUUCAUCGAGCUAGCAGAGGAGAAAGUCAAGACCGCACAAGCAAAGGCCGACGAAGUUCAGUCGUCUCUCGAAACCACUGCAGACACUGCCGGCGUUGACGAUCUCGAGGCCAGCGAAACCCCAGAAUCCAUCCUCCUCUCCACUGUGUCCGGCGAGCAGUCCCGAGAUCGCACAGAUCGCGCAAUCGUAACGCCAUGGCUCAAGUUCCUCUGGGAGACAUACCGUACCGUUCUCGACAUCCUCCGAAACAAUGCCCGGUUGGAGAUCAUGUACCAGAGCACCGCUAUGCAAGCAUUCGAGUUCUGCCAGAAGUACACACGAAAGACCGAAUUCCGCAGACUUUGCGAACUUCUCCGAAACCAUGUACAGACCGCUGCAAAGUACUCUGCUCAGAUGCAUGCCAUCAACCUCAAUGACCCAGAUACCCUUCAGCGCCAUCUCGAGACCCGUUUUCAACAAUUGAACGUUGCAGUUGAGCUUGAGUUGUGGCAAGAGGCUUUCAGGAGUGUUGAGGAUAUCCAUACAUUGCUCAAUCUUAGCAAGCGCCCACCAAAGAACGUCAUGAUGGCAAACUACUAUGAGAAGCUGACCAGAAUCUUUUUGGUUGGUGAGAACUAUCUAUUCCAUGCCGCUGCGUGGUCCAGGUAUUACAACCUCCUCCGCCAGUCUGCCUCCAUGGUUGCAUCUGGUCAGAGCAAGAAGGCAGACAACCCAGCUACUUCCGAAGCAGACCUUUCAAAGGCCGCCUCCUUCGUCCUGCUGUCAGCUCUUGCUAUUCCAGUCAUCAGCACUUCAAGAUCUCGUGGUGCUCUAGUUGACAUUGAUGAGGCUAAGAAGAACAAGAACUCUCGUCUCACCCACCUCCUCGGUAUGGCUCAGGCCCCCACUCGUGCUGUGCUUUUCCGAGAUGCCAUGAGCAAAGGUUUGUUGAAGCGCGCUCGUCCUGAGAUCCGUGAGCUUUACAACAUUCUCGAAGUCGAUUUCCACCCGCUUUCCAUCUGCCAAAAGAUCUCUCCAAUCUUAACCAAGAUUGGCGCUGAUGAGGAGAUGGCGAAAUAUGUUCUUCCUCUCCAGCAAGUCAUCCUGACUAGGCUCUUUCAACAACUGUCGCAAGUAUAUGAAACCGUCGACCUUGCAUUUGUUGAGAACCUUGCCAGAUUCCCCGAGCCAUUCCAAGUCAGUCGGGACACUAUUGAGAAGUUCAUCAUGAAUGGAAACAAGAAGGGUGAUCUUGCUAUUCGCAUGGAUCACGCUACAGGUGUUCUCAGCUUCGACACUGAUGUCUUCUCGUCUACUAAGGCUGUAAAUGCUGGCACAAGUGCUGGCUCUGCUGAGAGUGAGACUUCUUCUGUUCAGCGACUACAAAACACACCGUCGGAAAUUGUACGCACACAAUUGACCCGGUUAGCCAAGUCUCUCUUCGUUACCUGCCAGUACAUCGACCCCUCGUACAACGAGGCCCGAAUCAAAGCUAGGGAUGCAGCAUAUGCAAAAGCUAGAGCAGGUGCUGAACAGGAACAUCACGAUAUUUUGGCACGCAAAGAAGUCAUAACCAAGCGGAAGGAAGAGGCAUCCGAAAUUCAAGCACGUAAGGAGAAAGAGGAUGCUACUCGAAAGCGGAUCCGAGCAGCACAAAUCCAGGAAGCCGAAGACAAGCGACUCGCUCAGGAGCAGAAGGACCGCGAGGAGAAGCGCAUGAAGGCCGAGCUAGAUCGUGUUCGUAAGGAGGAACUCAAGAAGCAGAUUGCUGAUCUCAAGAUCGGUCCUAAAGCUAUCGACAUCGACAUGGACGACUUGGAUAAUAUCGACAGCAACCGGAUUCGUGCCAUGAAGCUUGCUCAGUUGGAGCGGGAGAAGAACGACAUGAACGAGAAGCUCAGAAUUACUGCCAAGCGUAUCGAUCACAUUGAGCGUGCACAAAGAAAGGAAGAAGCCAAGAAGCUGCCAGCAGAUUAUGCCGCACAGCGUGAGCGUGAUUUGGAGGCCUAUGAGAAGACCAAGGCUCAGACUUUGGAAGAUGCCGAAGCGAAGCACGAACAUAAUGUUGCACUCAGCAAGAGGCUAGCGAGAGUUGUACCUUACUAUGAGUCAUUCCGCGAGACUAUUGUUGAGAGAAGACGCGAUGAGUUCGAGCGAAGCCGCCGCAAGGCAGAGAAGGACUUACAGGACCAGAUGGAUGCCCGCAGAAAGGAGUUCAGAGCGCGCAAGGCUCGUGAGAAGCGGGAGCUUGAGGAGCAAGACAGGAUCUUGAGGGAAGAGGAAGAGCGCGCUGCCAGAGAAGCAGAGGAGAAGGCCGCUAGGGAUGAGCAGAAGAGAAAAGAGUUUGCAGAAUUGAAGGCAACCCGGGAGAAGGAGAGAUCGGAGGCGUUAGCCAUUGCGGAGCUGCAAGAGCGCAGAGCGACAGAGGCUGCUGCACGCAGACAAGAGGCAAAGAUUGCCGGACCUUCCCGUGGUGUGGCCCUCGACCGUGGAGAGUCUGGCUCUGGAUCUGGUGCUGUUCGUCCACCUUUACCUCUUGCUGGUGCGAAGUUGGGAUGGAGAGAAAAGGAGCGCCUGCGUAUCGAAGGGAAGGAGGUGCCAGGACCGACCCGAACCGAAUCACCCGCCGCCCGAGCCUCACCAAUGGGUCGCCCUGCUCCUGCUAUUAUGGAGCGAACCGAUUCAAACGAUCGCCCUGCAGAGAGAGGACCACCUCGUCUCGCUCUUUCCGGAGGCAAACCAUCAUGGCGAGAGAGGGAAGCAGCAAAGGGGACCAGCGGUGGUGAGCCUGCUGCACCAUCCCGGGUACCACCUCCCAUGGAUCGUGGCAGAUCAAGAAGAGACGACGAACGUGAUGAAUCCCCUGCUCCGGCUCCUGCGGCUGGUAAUAGCCUCAAGCCCAGCGGAACAGCUGGCAAAUUCGUCCCACCACACCUUCGCAACAAGGCCUGA
Messenger RNA from Lachnellula hyalina, 3213 nucleotides. It is a transcript of the gene TIF32, whose product is annotated as Eukaryotic translation initiation factor 3 subunit A. Gene Ontology annotation, cellular component: multi-eIF complex; eukaryotic translation initiation factor 3 complex, eIF3e; eukaryotic translation initiation factor 3 complex, eIF3m. The coding region runs from base 1 to 3213 and encodes 1070 amino acids. The record is from RefSeq and is a predicted model, not a curated record. Gene Ontology annotation, biological process: formation of cytoplasmic translation initiation complex; translation reinitiation. Gene Ontology annotation, molecular function: mRNA binding; translation initiation factor activity. The transcript is spliced from 2 exons. Lineage: Eukaryota; Fungi; Ascomycota; Leotiomycetes; Helotiales; Lachnaceae.